UGGUUCACUCGCAGAAAUGACGUGCUAGACCACAGCCCAUGUCGCAGAUUCCAAUUGUCCCUUUGCUCGUCUUCGCGAGCCUUGAUUCUGAAUUAAGUUGAGGUGAUCACUUCCUUUCUCUUGUUUCCAUUUGCGAAGUCCUGAUUUGCACAAGACGAGCGACUGUAGAUUCUGGCGCAAUGGCCCUUUCUAGGAGCUGGCUUCUGUGCCUCUUUGGGUUCCUUCUCCUUUCGCAGCAGUGCCUCCAAUUGGCAUAUGCCGAGGAGGCUGCUGGCGAUGACGAUGCGGGCGAGUACGAAGAUGAUGAGGUGCCACAGGCCGCAGCUGAACCCGCUGCUGUGGAAAACUCCGAGCAGAAUGUGCUCGUGUUGACUGAGAGCAAUUUCGACAAGACUGUCCAAGGCCACAAGUAUGUGCUGGCAGAAUUCUACGCCCCCUGGUGCGGGCACUGCAAGAAGUUGACGCCGGAGUACGCUGAGGCUGCCACCAUUUUGAAGGGGUAUGAGGAGGACGUUGUCCUGGCCAAGAUUGAUGCCACCGAGGAGAAGAGCCUUGCGGAAAAGUAUGGCGUCAGCGGUUUCCCUACCAUCUUCUGGUUUGUGGAUGGGGAGAAGACUGAUUACAAGGGUGGGAGGACUAGUGGGGAGAUUGUGUCCUGGAUCAAGAAGAAGACCGGCCCCCCGGCAACCACCCUGACCUCCAAGAAGGAGCUGAUUGACAUCCUUGAGGUGGAGACCGCUGUGGUUGUUGGCUACUUUGACAAGCUUGAGGGCGCUGAGUGGGAGGCCUUCCAGGCUGCAGCCAGGUCCAUCGACGAUGUUGCCUUUGUCCAGACUACUGAGAAGGUGGUUGCGGACGAGGCAGCCAUUAAGGGCUCUGCGCCUGCCGUUGUCCUGCUCAAGGACGAGGAGGAAAAGCUCUUGCAGUUUGAUGGCAAGUUCAAGGAUGCGGAUCUCAAGGACUUCGUUUCCAAGAACAAGCUCCCCUUGAUCGUGGCCUUCUCUCAGGCGACCGGGCCUGCUAUCUUCCAGAGCCCUGUCAAGAAGAUGGCCUUCAUUUUCGCCGAGGGAGCCGGCGAAAAGUCGAUGAAGGACGCUCAGGCGGUGGCAAAGGAUUUCAAGGGACAGGUUACCUUCGUUUCUGUGGACGUCAACAGCCAGGAGACCGGCCAGCUCGUUGAGUAUUUCGGUGCCAAGGGCCAGACGUACCCUUUCGUGGUCGGUUACGAUUCUGUUGCAACGAAGAAGUAUCAGCUGGAGGAUAAGUUUAGCAAGGCGGCGCUGAAGACAUUUGCGACAGGGUUUGUCAAGGACACUCUGAAGCCUUUCUACAAGUCCGAUCCGAUUCCGGACAAGGAGAGCGAGGACGGCGUCACUGUGGUCGUCGGGAACAAUUUCGAGUCCGUGGUUUUGGACGAAACCAAGGACGUCCUGCUGGAGGUGUAUGCGCCGUGGUGCGGACACUGCAAGGCGCUGGCCCCCACCUGGGAGAAGCUGGGCAAGCGCUUCCGCAGCGUGGACAGCGUCGUCGUCGCAAAGAUGGACGGCACCACCAACGAGCACGAGAAGGUCAACGUGCGCGGGUUCCCCACGCUGCUCUUCUAUCCCGCGGGGUCGAAGGGGAGUCCGUUGAACGUCGAGGUUAAGGACAGGACGGUGAAGGCGUUCACAGAUUACAUCAAGGAGAACGCCAAGAUUCCGUUCGAGUUGAAAAAGAAGGAGAAGAAAAAGGAGGAGGGAAUCGAAGAGCCAACAGCAACGGAAAACGUCAAGAAGGAUGAGCUUUAGAUAGGUUUGAGGAGAAUAUUUCAGAUGCUGGUGGUCAGGCCCCGUACGAAGCAUUUGGAGAAUUUUUAGAAGUAACGAAGCUUAGUUUUGAGUCGCAAUCCAUGGGCAGGGCCGAUGUACGUUAUUAGUAAAGUCUGUUCCUCGUUGGGAACAUGGAGAUUCUCAUAGUGGUUCCCUCAUUGCUUUCAAAGGUUACAUUGCGGAUGUUCUUGAGCAAUCGGUAGCAAGUGAAGCGCCAGGCCACAAGGCCAGUCUGAUCAUGGUGCUAAAGUUUGGCUUGAGGUUGUAUGGUCAAAAAGUCGACAUGGCUCUGACGCACCGGGUUGCUUCGGAUGAAUUAUCACGUGGGUAUUCACAGGCUUUUCAGCUGCGAGGAGUAGGAUUGUACGUAUUCUGAUGGAUGUGUCAUGCCAGUCAACCGAACUUCGUUUUCUGCGAUUGGGCAUUCGACUCAAA
Messenger RNA from Klebsormidium nitens, 2243 nucleotides. Lineage: Eukaryota; Viridiplantae; Streptophyta; Klebsormidiophyceae; Klebsormidiales; Klebsormidiaceae. The record is from the annotation of a GenBank genome assembly.